Molecule: messenger RNA, 2623 nt
Organism: Acyrthosiphon pisum (pea aphid)
Lineage: Eukaryota; Metazoa; Arthropoda; Insecta; Hemiptera; Aphididae
Product: suppressor of hairless protein
Exons: 2
Coding region: 441-1847 (468 amino acids)
Biological process (GO): regulation of transcription by RNA polymerase II
Cellular component (GO): nucleus
Molecular function (GO): DNA-binding transcription activator activity, RNA polymerase II-specific; RNA polymerase II cis-regulatory region sequence-specific DNA binding
Source: RefSeq, a predicted model, not a curated record
UGAUCAAUCAAUCCGCAUUCAGUCGUCAGUAACUACUUAUUACUUAUUACUUAUUAGUAACUAGUUAGUUAUUAGUUAUUACUUAUUACACUAUUACUGUAUGUCUGCAUGUGUUAUUUAUGCCGUUUAGGUAUAUAUUUUCCAACGAAUUUAACGAACUCGUAAUUUGUUAAUACUUUUCUUACUUAUACCAAGCUCGCUUAAUAAGUUCAUUGACAGUGUCUUUGUAGGCUGCUGAACAAUAUUCAAAUAAAUCCAACACUAAGCUGUCACCUGUUCGAAACGUUCCAUUCCAAUAUUCUACAUGCUUAUGAAAUAUGAACGGAAUACUUUUAUUUUGAUGUUCGAGUCGACAAUUGAGAUAUGAAAAUUGUAGUAAUUGAUUUCAUUGAUUCAUGAAUAGAAUUUGAACUAUAUUUACAACAGUGGAUUUGUUCUCCAUGACAAUGCCUCAUCAUUAUGGUUUAGAACUUACCACGCAGAUUCGGCCUGAAAAGAAGCUGACAAAAGAUGCUAUGGAAAGAUAUUUACUUGAUCGCAAUGACUUGGUUUUAGUCGUUCUUCAUGCUAAAGUUGCCCAAAAGUCUUAUGGCACUGAAAAACGUUUUUUCUGUCCACCUCCAUGUGUAUAUCUUCAUGGUGAAGGUUGGAAGUUACGUCAACAACAGCUGCUUAGGGAAGGAGUGACUGAAACUAAUUCUCAAAUGAGUGCGUUUAUUGGCAUUGGUAGUGCGGAUCAAGAUUUGCAACCACUUGAUCUCAAUAACAUUAAAAAGUAUUGUGCCGCUAAAACAUUAUUUAUAUCUGAUUCUGACAAACGCAAGCACUUUAUGCUUAUGGUACGAAUGUUUUAUAACAAUGGCUAUGACAUUGGAACUUUCCACAGCAAACGAAUCAAAGUAAUAUCUAAACCUUCAAAAAAAAAACAAUCCUUAAAAAACGCUGAUUUAUGUAUUGCCAGUGGCACAAAAGUAGCAUUGUUCAAUAGGCUUAGAUCACAAACAGUGAGCACUCGAUAUUUACACGUUGAAGACGAAACCUUCCAUGCCAGUUCAACACAGUGGGGAGCUUUUAUCAUUUACUUAUUGGAUGAUGAUGAAAGUGAAAGUGACAUGUUCAAUGUUCGAGAUGGUUACAUUCAUUAUGGUAGUACAGUGAAAUUAGUGUGCAGUGUUACUGGGAUGGCUUUACCUCGACUAGUCAUCAGAAAAGUUGAUAAACAAACAGCAUUGCUAGAAGCUGAUGAUCCGGUGUCACAAUUGCACAAAUGUGCGUUUUAUAUGAAAGACACUAAUCACAUGUAUUUAUGUUUAUCCCAAGAACGUAUAACAAAUUUUAAUGCCACACCAUGUCCAAAAGGGCCAAAUAAGGAAAUGAUCAAUGAUGGAGCAUGUUGGACCAUCAUCAGUACAGACAAAGCAGAAUACAAAUUUUAUGAAGGAAUGGGACCUGUAAAUUCACCUAUAACACCUGUACCAGUAGUGCACGGUCUUAACACUAAUGGUGGGGGUGAUGUGGCCAUGUUAGAACUGAGUGGAGAAAAUUUCACACCACAUCUACAAGUAUGGUUUGGAAAUGUUGAGUCUGAAACUAUGUUUCGUUGCCAAGAGAGUAUGAUUGCAGUAGUGCCAGAUAUAUCUUCAUUUAGAAGGGACUGGUCAUGGGUGAAACAGCUAACGCAAGUACCAGUGUCAUUAGUAAGAAAUGAUGGCAUUAUCUAUGCUACAGGAUUGACUUUUACGUAUACUCCUGAACCAGGUCCAAGAAAUCGUGUAACACCAGCCGACAAAAUAAUGCGAACAUCUACUUCAAAAAAUAAUUUUUCAUUAUCACAUAUCAUGAGUUGAUUAUAUAUAGGGUAUUUUUUUAAUAGUAUUAUUUAUUCAACAGCCAACAGGGUAUAUGACUGAUAAUUGACUGAAUGAAACUACAAUACAAUGUUUUAACUUUUGAUAAUAAAGUAGUAGUACAAUUUAGAGAUGUUCCCAGUAGAUAAUUUAUGAAAAAUUGAGUACCAAGUAUUGGCCAAGUAAUUUGUAAAAAACUGUAUUGAGUAUAGGGAAAAAACGUUCUUGUUAUACAUUGGAUAACCAAGUAUUGGACGAUUACUAAAUAAUAAAUAUGAUAUUGGGUAGUCGGCCAUCAAGUAAUUGCUGAGUACUCGGAAUAUCUCUAAUAAGAAAAUAAUAUAUAUUUUUGAUUUAUUUUUUUUUGUAAUUACUUUUAAUAUUAUUGCUCAAAUUUUCCUUUGUAUAUUUAUUUAGUAAUAUUUUUAUUUCUGUCCCGGAUUCUGUGUGAACGCCUUAAAAGCCAUUCAAUUUUAUACAGUUAUCAUAAUUAAUGUAUUACUAAUUGUUCAAAACGAACUAUAUUUUUUUACAUGUGUUGUAUAUAUAUUAUAUUAGGCAGCCAACUUUACCAUUUGUUAUUGUUUACCACAGACAAAUUAAAGUUUUUAAUUUAGUACAAUAUUAUUAUGUACACAUUUUAAGAAAUAACUUAAUAUUUCUUGUAAAAUAUUAAAAUAUAUUAUUAUAUGGGAGUGUAUGUGUUUUUUAAUUUUAGUUAAUACUCUGAAAUAAUAUUUAAUUUUAAGUUAAAUAAAAGUUUUUUGAUAAAUUUA